AUGCAGUUACAACCACAUACGCACAGGACCAUUCCACAAAAUAAUAAGUCUCAUACAGCACACAGUUCAGAUAAUCAGAAUAUAGUUCAGAUAAUCAAGAAAUAUCAGUUCAAGAUCAGAUAUCAAGAAUAUAGUUCAAAUAAUCAAGAAUAUCGUUCAGAUAAUCAAGGAUAUAGUUCAGAUAAUCAAGAAUAUAGUAAUCAAGAAUAUAGUUCAGAUAUUCAAGAAUAUAGUUCAAAUAAUCAAGAAUAUAGUUCAGAUAAUCAAGAAUAUAGUUCAGAUAAUCAGGAUAAUAGUUCAGAUAAUCAAGAAUAUAGUUCAGAUAAUCAAGAAUAUAGUUCAGAUAAUCAAGAAUAUAGUUCAGAUAAUCAAGGAUAUAGUUCAGAUAAUCAAGAAUAUAGUUCAGAUAAUCAAGGAAUAUAUUCAGAUAAUCAAGAAUAUAGUUCAGAUAAUCAAAAUAUAGUUCAGAUAAUCAAGAAUAUAGUUUCAGAUAAUCAAGAAUAUAGUUCAGAUAAUCAAGAAUAUAGUUCAGAUAAUCAAGAAUAUAGUUCAGAUAAUCAAGAAUAUAGUUCAGAUAAUCAAGAAUAUAUCCAAGAACGCUGCAACAAUGAUAGAAAUAUCCUGCCAUCACGGACGCCUCUCGGGGCUCUGCAGCAAACACAAUCCGAUAUGAAGCAUCCUCAGUCUGUGAACAGAGGGUGGAUCUAG
Penaeus vannamei (Pacific white shrimp) is the source of this 708-nucleotide messenger RNA. The record is from RefSeq and is a predicted model, not a curated record. NCBI's taxonomy places the organism in Eukaryota, Metazoa, Arthropoda, Malacostraca, Decapoda, Penaeidae.